GUAAUAAUAAGUGACCUGUGACAGUGUUAAAAGAAGUAAUACAGUGAUGUCAACGUGUGUGCUUGAGGAGGGUCGAGAUGAGGGCGGUGGUUGCGGGGUUGACUCCAGUGAGGACGAAGUGGUGGAGAGGCCUCGCCGGGAGGUACUGUUGAGUGCCCGCGGCCGUCGGGCGUGCUCAGAGCAGGGUCCUCACCAGUCACAUUAUUUCCCCACCAGACAUGGCACGUCUCACCUCUGGGGCGCCAACGGCGGGCGGCGCGGUUGGAGUCGCAAGCGCACCUCAGCUCCACAGAUGGGCAACACACAAGGUUCCAUGCCUCGAAUAGCCCUUGUGCUUCGGUCUCGACGUAGCUGGCCGGUUGCACCGCAGUCGUAUCGCAGGGCAGCGUAA
Pararge aegeria (speckled wood butterfly) is the source of this 391-nucleotide messenger RNA. RefSeq lists its product as uncharacterized. The transcript is spliced from 4 exons. Bases 47 to 391 code for a protein of 114 amino acids. The record is from RefSeq and is a predicted model, not a curated record. NCBI's taxonomy places the organism in Eukaryota, Metazoa, Arthropoda, Insecta, Lepidoptera, Nymphalidae.